UCUGAACAUCCCCUUAUGCCACAACAACGUCAUGGGCCUCGGGUUAGGUUUGAACUGAGGUUCAAGAUAAGCUCGGUUGCACGCAGUGGAAACACGAACAACGUCACUAGGGACUUAUCUACUGGGAGAGCUUGUGCAGACAGCAAUAUGGCGUUUCCAUGGGUUGUGGGACUGCUGAUUGCCAUGGCAACGUCGUGUCAGUCAGCGAAACGUCCAAACAUCGUCUUCAUCGUUGCAGAUGAUCUGGGUUACAAUGAUGUCAGCUUCCAUGGGUCUAAUCAGAUCCCCACCCCUAACAUCGACAACCUCGCCUACAACGGCAUCAUCCUUAACAACUACUAUGUGUCUCCUAUAUGUACACCGACUAGAAGCGCCAUCAUGACCGGCAGACACCCCAUACACACAGGGAUGCAGCACAGUGUGAUCGCCGGCGAUGAGCCCUACGGACUUCCUUUGACGGAGACUAUCAUGCCUCAGUACUUCAAGGAGCUGGGUUACAAGAGCCACAUUGUGGGCAAGUGGCAUCUUGGAUUCUUCGCCAAAGAGUAUACGCCCACCUACCGUGGGUUCGACUCCCAUUUUGGCUACUGGCUGGGCUGCGAGGACUACUUUGAUCAUACGUCGGAGGCGUGGCUGAGUCAGUGGGGCCUGGACUUCCGGCGGAACAUGGAUCUGUUGGACAACUACACUGGCCAGUACUCCACGGAGCUAUUCACCCAGGAGGCCGUCAACAUCAUCAACACGCACAACCAGUCAGAGCCUCUCCUGCUGUACCUCCCGUACCAAGCGGUGCACAGCGGCAACCUGGACGCCUUCCCCCUACAGGCGCCGGAGAUGUACACCAAACGCUUCCCCAACAUCCAGAACAUCAACCGGAAGCUGUACGCAGGUAUGGUAUCUGCCCUGGACGACGGUGUGGGAGAAGUGGUGAAAGCACUGAACCAGUCUGGACUCAUGAACAACACCAUCAUAGCGUUCACCACUGACAACGGGGGACCCUCCAACGGCUUUGACGGCAACGCUGCCAGCAACUACCCCCUUAGAGGGGUCAAGGCCACUCUGUGGGAGGGCGGAGUUCGUGGGGUGGGGUUCGUCCACAGUCCCCUUCUCCAAAAAACCGGGUACGUAUCGCAGCAGAUGCUGCAUGUGACUGACUGGCUGCCCACGUUGUUCAGCGCGGCGGGCGGCGACCCCAAGAGGCUAAGAAAGCAGGACGGGUUCGACUCCUGGAACAUGCUGUCCACCAAUGGUGCCCCGGUCCGGACUGAGAUGCUGCACAACAUUGACCCUCUCAACAAGUUCGGCGGCCUGAGGGUCGGGGAGUACAAGCUCCUCACUGGCAACGUCGGGUAUGGCAAUAAGUGGAAUGGUUGGUACCCACCCUGGCAGCUGGAGCAGGACACAGAUCGUCUCCAUGGCAGCAAAUAUGACAAAAUGUCAGACAACGCUUGGACAAAAUAUGCAGAAUCGCGCCAGAUACCUUCCAAUGAUAUCCAUGUUAGAGCGGCGGGAAAUUAUCAGACAAGCAGACGACUUUCUGGCAGUCCCGUUCCCAUCACCUGUGGACCAAAACCGCAGAACGCCAGCACGAACUGCGAGCCGAUGAAGGCCCCUUGUCUAUACCACAUCCCUUCCGACCCCUGCGAGUACCACAACAUCGCCGACCAACACCAGGACAUUGUCAUCCAGCUCCUAACACGACUCGAACAGUACACGUACACAAUGAUUCCCCCUGGAAACAAACCGCUUGAUCCGAAUGGCAACCCUUCUCUCCAUGGCAACGCCUGGGUGCCGUGGGUGGAAUUGUAGACUGAUGGACAUUCCUGUAGAGGUGACAGUUAGAUCUCCUAAUUAUAUCCCACGUCAUGGGUAAACCAUGUACCAUCUAUACAAAUGUAGCUAUGUUGACCACUCGUUUAUACAAGCUUUAAUCUUCCCUCUGCAGUAUUACGGAGAUCACAGGCAAACUGUAGCGCAAAUAGGGU
Haliotis rubra (blacklip abalone) is the source of this 1985-nucleotide messenger RNA. RefSeq names its product arylsulfatase B-like. The record is from RefSeq and is a predicted model, not a curated record. The coding region runs from base 16 to 1809 and encodes 597 amino acids. Lineage: Eukaryota; Metazoa; Mollusca; Gastropoda; Lepetellida; Haliotidae. The transcript has 10 exons.